Messenger RNA from Argentina anserina (silverweed cinquefoil), 1497 nucleotides. Its product is annotated as protein DETOXIFICATION 21-like. The record is from RefSeq and is a predicted model, not a curated record. The transcript is spliced from 8 exons. Gene Ontology annotation, biological process: xenobiotic detoxification by transmembrane export across the plasma membrane. Gene Ontology annotation, cellular component: membrane. NCBI's taxonomy places the organism in Eukaryota, Viridiplantae, Streptophyta, Magnoliopsida, Rosales, Rosaceae. Gene Ontology annotation, molecular function: antiporter activity; xenobiotic transmembrane transporter activity. The coding region runs from base 1 to 1497 and encodes 498 amino acids.
AUGGAACAAGACAAUAAGGAUAACCAUUUGGAAGUAGAGACAAGUCAGACAACUAGCACCAGCAACAGUAAUGUUAAUAGAGGUGAAGAUGAAGAUUCGGGUGUCAAGUACAAGUUUUGGAACGAAUCCAAAAAGAUAUGGGUGGUGGCUGGACCUGCUAUAAUAACCAGAUUCUCAAGUUUUGGGUUAACCGUCAUCAGUCAAGCCUUUAUUGGCCACAUCGGCUCUACUGAAUUAGCUGCAUUUUCUCUUGUAUUCACAGUAUUCAUUAGGUUCGCCAAUGGCAUCAUGAUGGGAAUGGCUAGUGCACUGCAAACGCUUUGUGGCCAAUCAUAUGGUGCAAAGAUAUACCACAUGCUUGGAGUAUAUCUCCAAAGAUCAUGGAUAAUAAUGACUACGACCGCAUUGCUCCUUGUUCCUGUUUGUUUCUUUAUAAGCCCAAUUUUUAAGGCUUUAGGCCAAGACAAGACCGUUUCAGAAGUUGCAGGACAUAUUGGUAUCUGGACAAUCCCUGGGGUUUUCGCCUUGGUCGUAUCAUUUACCUGCCAAAUGUUUUUACAAUCACAGAGCAGAAAUGUCGUCAUCGGUUACUUGGCAACAUUUGCUCUUAUAAUCCAUAUCCUCCUUUCAUGGCUCUUAACUGUGAAGUUUAAGUUUGGGAUACCUGGUGUCAUGGUGGCUCUAAUAACAUCAUAUUGGAUACCAAAUGUUGGUCAACUUUUAUUUGUUUUAUGUGGAGGAUGUCCAGAAACUUGGAAGGGUUUCUCCACCUUAGCUUUCAAAGAUCUCUGGGGGAUGAUCAAGCUUUCUCUGUCUUCUGGUGUUAUGCUUUGUCUCGAGCUCUGGUACAAUGCAGUCUUGAUUCUUUUGACUGGGAACAUGGAAAAUGCUGAGGUUGCAAUCGGCGCUCUAGGAAUUUGUCUCAACCUCUAUGGGUGGGAAUUGAUGAUAUCCAUGGGCUUCUUAGCUGCCUCUGGUGUACGAGUGUCAAAUGAACUUGGACGAGGUAGCCCAAAAGGAGCAAAGUACUCAGUUGUGGUUCUUCUGAUAACGUCAAUCACCAUUGGUUUUCUGUUCUUCUUGCUUUUCUUAUCCUUAAGGGGGAAAUUCGCCUACAUUUUCACUGACAAUGAAGAGGUGGCUAAAGGCGUCGCCGAUUUGUCACCUUUACUGGCCUUCUCCAUAUUGAUGAACAGCAUUCAGCCUGUGCUCUCUGGAGUUGCUAUUGGAACUGGACGACAGAAAGUUGUGGCAUGUAUCAAUAUAACAUGCUACUACGUAGUAGGUGUUCCUGUUGGAGUUGUGCUUGGUUAUGUUUUAGACCUACAAGUCAAAGGUGUUUGGAUGGGAAUGUUGUUUGGGACAUUAGUGCAGACACUAGUGCUGAUCAUAGUUACCUACAGAACGGAUUGGGAUAAACAGAUGUCCAAUGCUCGUAAUCGUGUUGACAAAUGGACCAGAACCGAUCCUCAGGAAUCGAACCCCAACUCAUCAUAA